Molecule: messenger RNA, 276 nt
Organism: Staurois parvus
Lineage: Eukaryota; Metazoa; Chordata; Amphibia; Anura; Ranidae
Source: the annotation of a GenBank genome assembly
GCAGUGUGUCCCCCGCAGCUCGUUUCACCGGCCGUCCUGUAUUCCAGGAGGCCGGCAUCUUCAGUGUGGGCACCCGGCUGUGACUGCUUGCGGCUUCACAGCUGGGUACCCACUGCGCAUGCUCGAGUAGUGCUGCACUUCGUGAAUGGCCCUGUAGUCUUCUGGGACCUGUCACGUGUCCCAAAAGACUACAGGGAGGAAGGACACCUAGGCGAUCGGACCGGAAGUGGGAGCGGGGGGGAGCGGGUACCUGAAUUUGACAGGUACCCGCUCCCA